AACUUGCAUAUCUUCUCCAGCAAAAAACUGGAUUUGAACCAACACCUUCGCAGCAACAAAAGUUCAAGAGCUGGUCGCCUUCGUGAGGAAAUGCGCAGAUGCUGGCGAGGCGGUGAAUAUCGGUGAGGUGGCUUUCAGGACCAGCCUUAACGCAGUAUCAAACACGCUUUUCUCUUUGGACAUGAUCGAACCUUUGAAACCAGCUGGAGAGCUGAAGGAGGUGGUGUGGCAAAUUUUUUGGAGAUUGGAAAGCCUUACCUGGCAGAUUACUUUCCCAUGCUCAAGAAGAUCAACCCGCACGGUUCAAAGCGUCGCCUUGAGGUGCUUAUCCAGAAGCUGUUCGACUUUUUCGACGGUGUGAUCCAGAGAAGGUUGCAGCUGAGGACAGAGAAGGGUUGCGUGAGGUGUAACGAUGUUUUGGAUUAUCUCCUUGAUUUAAUUGAAGAGAAAAAUGAGACCCUGGACAUCUCCCUAGUCAAGCAUCUAUUUCUGGACAUAAUCAUCGCCGGUAGCGAAACCACUUCGACCACACUGGAGUGGGCAAUGACAGAACUACUUCGCAACCCGGAAAAGCUAUCAAGAACCCAAGCUGAGCUCCAUCAAGUCAUUGGCAAAGGCAAGACGAUCGAGGAAGCCGAUAUUUCUCGCUUACCCUAUUUAGAAGCUGUCUUGAAAGAGACUUUCCGGUUGCACCCAGCGGGUCCUCUCCUUCUUCCUCGAAAAUCUGGGGAAGAUUUUCCUAUAGGCGGUUUCACCAUUCCAAAGGGUGCUCAGGUUUUGCUAAAUGUGUUCGCGAUAGGACGAGAUCCGAACAUUUGGGAUGAUCCAGACAAGUUCGUGCCCGACAGAUUUCUUGGAUCUGAUAUUGAUGUUAGGGGACAAAACUUUGAGCUGGUACCGUUUGGUGGCGGCAGGCGGAUUUGUCCGGGGUUGCCAUUGGCCACGAGAAUGUUGCCUUUGAUGCUCAGUUCGCUCAUCAACAUAUUCAAUUGGAAGCUCGAAGAUGGUGGUAUCCCCGAGAACAUGAACAUGGAAGAAAAGUUCGGAUUAGCCCUCCAAAAGGCUCAAUCUCUAAAAGCUGUGCCCAUUCCUAUAUGAAAGAAGAAAAAGAAAUGCACGUUCGCGUUACAUUUUACGUAAUUAUGAUGGGUUGUGAUGAUUGCAUCGUCUAUUUACAGAAUAAAAGCGCUACGCAAUAUUUUGGAAAAAAAUGCGCACUUUUUCUUGAAUUUGUAUCCUGGCAAAACAAAGAGAAAUAAGAGAGCAAAAAGAAUUUCUAGUAUAGUAGAUGUACAAGAAGAGGC
This is a messenger RNA of Eucalyptus grandis, 1304 nucleotides long. Its product is annotated as geraniol 8-hydroxylase. The record is from RefSeq and is a predicted model, not a curated record. Gene Ontology annotation, molecular function: monooxygenase activity; iron ion binding; heme binding. NCBI's taxonomy places the organism in Eukaryota, Viridiplantae, Streptophyta, Magnoliopsida, Myrtales, Myrtaceae. The transcript has 2 exons. The coding region runs from base 277 to 1098 and encodes 273 amino acids.